Messenger RNA from Verruconis gallopava, 1994 nucleotides. RefSeq lists its product as uncharacterized. Gene Ontology annotation, molecular function: phosphatidate phosphatase activity. The coding region runs from base 175 to 1725 and encodes 516 amino acids. Gene Ontology annotation, cellular component: actin cortical patch. The record is from RefSeq and is a predicted model, not a curated record. The transcript has 2 exons. Lineage: Eukaryota; Fungi; Ascomycota; Dothideomycetes; Venturiales; Sympoventuriaceae.
GCCACCUUGGCUCUGGCCUGCCAAGCAACGCCGUCAUUUCUUGCCUUCCUUCCUCCGUCAAUGCAUAUAUAUACACAUACACAUGGCACUGCGUGUGCUUUUCUGCCACUUCCCCACUUGUGAACACAGCUUUCUCUCCCUUCUUUGAGCGUGCCAAGACUCUCGCCCGAAAGCAUGGCACCGUCAAGACUCUCGUUAUCCUUGGCUGCAGUCCUAGCGGGCCUAACUCCGUUCGCUGACGCAUUGCCCGCUCCCGAUCCCGUCGCAGAGGCUCAUCCUGAGAUUACGCCCUUUCGCGUUCCUCAGCUUCCUACCAGAACAUACGCCUAUGACCGCAGAAACAUCUUGAGCGAUCUCGAAGGCGACGUCAAGUCCGUCCUCAGCGUCUUAGGCUCGGACAUCCCGUCGUAUGUGGCAUCUGGUGUCCCCAACUUCUUCCAGAAUUUCCCCAGCGGCGAAGCAGUCCAGAGUUCACUUGGUAUCGACAGCAGCCAACUGGCUGCUCUUCCAACAAACGUUCUCAACUUGCCUCCUUACGGAAAUUGGACCGAUCAAGGUUGGAACGUGCGCUUCCACGGCAAUGUGUACAAGCAACCGAACACAUCGAUCGACAAGCUCAAUGAGUUGGCGAACGUUUUCUUGAUCGGCACAAGCAUUCAAGAUCUUCCUGCGGACCAGCAAGCACAGGCCCGCAACCUGACUGCAGAGAUCUUUGUAGUGCAACAAGGCAAUGAGACUGUCACCCUUAACCUUGAACCCGCUCCGUCAGCAGGCUCUAGCGGCGAGCCCGGUGGAGGAGGUGCCGUUCAAGCACCAGGAGGCACCCAGAACCUGACCUUGCCGUACCCCACGACAGGCGAGGGUGAUUUCGAUGUGUUUAUGCCAAUCCAGCAGGGCAAUCUCAUGGCCGGGAAUGCGACGCAAGAAAUACAGCGUCUGAAUGUGUACGCCAAUGGCUCUGAUUUGGGAAAUGCGACGGCCUAUCUUGUGCCACCUACAGGCUUCACGGUCGUUAGCGACAUAGACGACAUCUUACGCAUCACGAAAAUCUACGAGCCCAAGGAAGGCCUUCUCAACUCGUUUGCCAGGCCGUACGUGCAGUGGGAAAACAUGCCUGAUAUUUACGCGAAUUGGAGCCGCAGCAUUCCAAACAUACACUUCCAUUAUUUAACCACGACGCCAGAACAGGUUACCAGAAACUACAUGGACUUUAUCUACAAGACAUAUCCAGGCGGCUCAUUCGACACAAGACCGCUCAACUUUAGCAAUGUCGACGCCACACUCAGCAUCCGCAAGUUCCUGCUUGACAAGAUCUUCGACACGUUCCCAACCCGCAAAUUCAUCCUUGUCGCUGACACUUCCAAUUCGGAUGUCAUGAGGGAUUAUCCUCAGCUUGCGACGGACAGACCGGAUCAGGUGCAGUGCAUCUUCUUGCGUAACACCAGCGCGACGGAUUCCGGCGACAAGUUCCCCUACGACACGUCUGGAUUCAAAGGAAUCCCACAGAACAAGUACAUGUUUUUCAAGGUGCCUGAUGAUUUGAAAAAUCUCGAUGUCGUGGGCGGACAAUGCUGGAACCAGACCAUCCCGCAGAACGUUACAUUUGGUCUACAGGACGAGGAAUUAGGAAUCCAUGGCAGCGGCGCAGCGAGCUUGAGCGUUAGUCGCGGAAGCUUCUUUGCCCUCAUGACAAGUUUAAUUAUGAGUUUCUGGCUAUUUGCAUAGAUGCAUUUUGGGAGUAUUGAUGAAGAUUCUAAGGGAUUCCUCUCACGCGUACGAUACGACGAGUACGAUUUGAAUGUGGGCCGGGCAGCAUCCGAAAGUAAUUAUAGUAAUCCACCUCUUUGAGCUUAUUUUCCUUGCGCAGGAAUCCGGUUAUGUGCCGACGCUGCUAUUUCGCUCCGGCCCUGGAGUUCAGUGAAUUCCUCAUCAAGGGCAUAUGUACACUACUUAAUCUAUGCUUCCAGUAAAUCAAAUUUUUCCUUUUCCUUCAG